Messenger RNA from Contarinia nasturtii (swede midge), 2274 nucleotides. Its product is annotated as protein VAC14 homolog. Gene Ontology annotation, cellular component: endosome membrane; PAS complex. Gene Ontology annotation, biological process: positive regulation of kinase activity; phosphatidylinositol biosynthetic process. NCBI's taxonomy places the organism in Eukaryota, Metazoa, Arthropoda, Insecta, Diptera, Cecidomyiidae. The coding region runs from base 136 to 2208 and encodes 690 amino acids. The record is from RefSeq and is a predicted model, not a curated record. The transcript has 14 exons.
UUGACGUAUUGUUUUUCUUCCAGCUAAACAAUCAUUGUAUUUUGGAUACAAUCAGGUUUUAAGAUAAACUAGAAAGUAAUUUUUAAAAUUCAAACAAAUUUUAAAAAGCCAAAUUAAACAAACAAAAAAAACAGGAUGGAAUCAUCAUUUGCACCUUUGAGUGAGGCAUGUGCCCGAACAUUGUGGGACAAAACCUACGAAAAACGCAAAGUAGCGGCCGCAGAAAUUGAAAAAAUGGUUAUGGAAUUCAAUUCAACAAAAAACUAUAAUCAAAUCCGUAAAUUGAUCAAUGUACUUGGACAAGAAUUUGCCACAUCAAAAGAUAAUAAUAAACGAAAAGGCGGUUUACUCGGUUUAGCUGCCACUAGCAUUGGUUUGGGAAAGGAUACCGAAAGAUUUGUCGAAGAACUGGUGUCACCGGUGCUAAAUUGUUUGCUUGAUCCAGAGGUGCGAGUACGUCUCUUUGCCAGUGAAUCUCUCUAUAAUAUUGUUAAAGUAGCCCGUGGAUCAAUCAUUCCAUUGUUUCCGCGCAUUUUUUCAGCGCUUUCAAGACUUGUGACCGAUUCCGAUGAAAAUUGCAAAAACGGAAGCGAACUAUUGGAUCGUUUGUUAAAAGAUAUUGUAACUGAGUCACCACAAACCUUUGAUUUAGAUGCAUUUAUUCCAUUGUUACGUGAACGAAUUUAUACGAAAAAUUCAUUUUCACGACAAUUCAUUAUCUCUUGGAUAUCUGUAUUGAAUGCUGUGCCCGAAAUCAAUAUGAUUUCUUAUCUACCGGAAAUUCUUGACGGACUCUUCCAAAUGCUAGACGAUCAAUGUGUGGAAAUUCAUACGACGUGUGACACACUUCUGUCGGAAUUUUUGAAAGCGAUCAAAAGUGAACCGAGCGAAACAAAAAUGUCGGAAAUGUGUAACAUUUUAAUAAACCAUGCCCAGUCAACGAAUGCAUUGAUUCAAUUCACCGCUAUCGAUUGGAUUCGAGAGUUUGUUCAGUUGUCCGGUCCAAAAAUGUUGAAGUUUGCCAGUGGCAUAUUCACUGCCAUUUUACCAUGCUUGGCAUAUGAAGGAGAAUCUAGACGAGAUAUCAAAAAGACAGCCCAGACCGUCAACCUAAACAUGUUCGAUUUGAUUUCGUCCAAAGUAGAAAAGGAGAAUGCUUUCAAGUAUUUGGAUUUGGAUUCUGUGAUGAAGGUGUUGCAACAGUAUUUGAUACAAGGUUCUGUUGAUACAAAAGUCGCUGUUUUAGAAUGGAUCAAUCAUUUAUUUGCUCAAGCUGAAAAUGAGAUGUCAACGCAUGCCAUUGACUUAUAUCCAGUAUUAUUUGAAACUCUUUCGAAUAAUUCCGAUGAAGUGGUCAUCCAAGGUUUGACCGUGCUUGCUGAAAUUGUGAAUUGUACAAACAAAUCAAAAGAUCCAAUCAAAAGCCAUAUUCACUAUAAGAAAUUUUUGAUUAGCUUGUUAAAGCUAUUUGAAGAAAAACGACCACUGCUGGAAAAUCGUGGCGCAUUCAUCAUUAGUCAACUUUGCAUCCUAUUGAAUGCGGAGGUGAUUUAUCGUAUUUUUGCCGAGAUAAUUUUCGAAGAAACAAGCAAUUUAAAAUUUGCUUCGACAAUGGUGCGCACACUGAACACAAUUCUAUUGACCACGUCCGAAUUAUUUGAAUUGCGAAUGCAUUUGAAGGACAUCACCAAUGAGAAAUCUGCAUCCUUAUUCCAGUGCCUUUACAAGUCUUGGGCUCAUUGCCCCGUAUCAACAUUGUCACUAUGUUUGCUGGCUCAAUGCUAUCAGCAUGUCUCACAAUUGGUCGUUUUAUUCGGCGAGAUUGAGGUAACCGUUGAGUUCCUUAUUGAAAUGGACAAAUUGGUGCAGCUAAUUGAAUCGCCGAUUUUUGCUUCUCUACGUUUAAAUUUGGUGUCGCAGAAUACGACCGAGGCUCAAUAUUUAUCUCAUGCUUUGUUUGGAAUAUUAAUGUUGCUGCCACAAACCGAAGCAUUUACUUUGCUAAAAAAUCGACUACAAUGUAUUCCACAUUCGCAGGCAUUCCAACAUAAUCCCGAUACCAGUAAAUUGGCGGAAAAUAGAAGCGGUAUCGAGUUUGCCGAGCUACUAAAACAUUUCAAAAGUAUACAGAAGAGUCACCACGAAUACCGUAAUAAUCAACGAAUACGAAAUUUCUCUAUCUCCGAACGUCAUAACUUAAAUAAUUGAAGCAAAGAAAAGCAAAUGUAUUUUACAUAGUUUUGGUCUCCAAAUAAACAGUUUAUAUCAAGUAAA